AUGGCGCUACCAGCAAAAAUUCGUAAUCCGUCAAAAAUAUUACGGUUUUUCUCGAUUAAACGGCUUUUAAGUGAAAUUAAUUCACCGUUAAGAAUGGUAUACACCGAGGAACACCUAAAAGACAAACUGCAAAAGGGUCUGGACGCCACGCACGUUGAAGUCGUAGACGAAUCAGACGGUUGUGGGGGCAAAUUUUCUUGCAUAAUUGUUUCUGAAAAGUUUAAGGGAAAGCCUUUACUGCAAAGACAUAGGCUUGUUAACACAGUUUUGCAGGAAGAACUCAAAACAAUACACGCUUUCUCACAAAAAACUUUCACCCCUGAGCAGUGGGAAGAAAAUCAGAAUUAA
Brassicogethes aeneus is the source of this 348-nucleotide messenger RNA. Lineage: Eukaryota; Metazoa; Arthropoda; Insecta; Coleoptera; Nitidulidae. The record is from the annotation of a GenBank genome assembly.